Bactrocera oleae (olive fruit fly) is the source of this 4398-nucleotide messenger RNA. It is a transcript of the gene Fit1, whose product is annotated as Fermitin 1. NCBI's taxonomy places the organism in Eukaryota, Metazoa, Arthropoda, Insecta, Diptera, Tephritidae. Gene Ontology annotation, cellular component: cell-substrate junction. Gene Ontology annotation, biological process: integrin-mediated signaling pathway; cell-matrix adhesion. The record is from RefSeq and is a predicted model, not a curated record. Gene Ontology annotation, molecular function: integrin binding.
CGUUCCGGUUACGUAGACCCGACUGUCGUGGGAACGGAAAAAAAAAUUUUAUGAUCGUUAUAUAGUGUUGAAAACUUAUAUUUGGUAUAAAAUUAAAUUUUUGGAAUUUUUUAUGCAGAGCUAUGAUUUUGAUAGAAUGGUCUUUGCAACGCUGGUUUUUCGUAUUUACUUUAUAAUCAUCUUUAGCUUAUAUUUCUCUAAUAUGAUGUUCUUCUAAAAAUAGAUGCUAAAUAUUACAUGAGAGAAGUGAAAUCUCCGAGAGAAAUUUUAAUAAAUUGUUAAAAGUUAUAGCGUUCCUUCAUUCUGUGUGUAAUGGAAACAGUUCUAUUUUCUGCUUGUUGCGAUUAGUUUAUUGUUUUUUUUUUACACUGUAUUCAUUUAAUAUAUGUUGUGAAGUGAGCUCCACCUUGUGUUUGUUUCUAAUACAAUUACAUUAUUCAUUCGUUUUGUUGGAUCGGAAAACCUGAGAUGGUUUUUUAAUUAACUAAAAGGAAAAAAAGUUCUGUGCAUACAUACAUCUAUAUGUGAACAAAUAGCACUUAUUUAUUUGAAACCCUAGAAGGUAUUCGCAGAAAAAACUGUUUAAAAGAUGUUUUUGUAUUUAGAAAUAUAGACAACUUUUGAUAUAAAUGAAAAAGUGAAUACACUCUUGGUAUUUUACUUGUGUCUAAACCAAAUACUUUAUAUCAUUUUAAUAAGCAGUAUUGACGACUGAACAUCUGCUACACCAAAAGAUAAGCAGUUCGUUUGAAUCGCAAAUAUUUUAAACACGGAGGCGAAAUAUGUGCAUGUAUUAGCACAGAUUUUUAAUUCUGCUGCAUAAGAGCGAGCACAAUUUGUUGAAUCGUAAAAUACCCAUUUAAAUAAAACGUUGCAAAAGUUACAAACAGAAUGAUUCACGUUGGCGAGAAUUCUUGGAAUCUACGGAUUUUUAUCACAGAUUUGCGAAUUGAAAAAACUUUACGAGUACGGGGCGAUCAGCAUAUUGGUGGUAUUAUGCUGCAAUUAGUUGAACCCGAAAACCCAAAAGAUUGGUCAGACCAUGCCCUUUGGUGGCCUGCAAAAAAUGUAUGGUUGACGAGAACCCGAUCAACAUUAGAUCAGGUAGGUGUACAAGCGGAUUGCGUACUCCACUUUACUCCAAUGCACAAAACUCUCCGAGUGCAAUUGCCGGAUCUACGAUAUUUAGAUUGUAGAGUGGAUUUUUCUAUUAAGACAUUUGCAUCAAUAGUAAAUUUGUGUAAAGGGCUCGAUAUUAGAUAUCCUGAAGAAUUAUCCUUCUGUAAGCCUAUUGAACCCGAUCACCUUAAAAAAAAUUUUUCGAAAUUACCUCAAAAGGCAAUACCAGUAGCAGACUCUGAUGGGACAACGUAUCUUCAACCAGCUCUAGAUACAAAUUCUUUUAUUCCCAUCAAUUCUACAUUCAAUGGAAGCAAUGGUAGUCUGGAUAAGCAACAAAAUGAAAAUUUAUUGUGUGGUCCGGUAUCCCCUUAUGCUUCAACGCCUCGACGAGGUCCAAGUGGAACUGCUCCAAGUACUCCAAUCAGCUCUCCAACAGGAACUUGGAAGCAAAGUAACAACGGUUACACAACAAUUGAUUCGUCUUCUAGUCUCGGUGACAUUCAAGAGAAUUUAGCAUGCUCACCCAGAUCUCCAAGUCCAGAUGUACGUGCAAGACUUUUACGUCCGCGGACUUUAAUAGAAAAAGCGAGAAUGAAUGUUGGAUGGCUAGAUUCUUCUCUUUCAAUAAUGGAACAAGGUAUUCGCGAAUAUGAUACCUUAUGUUUACGUUUCAAGUAUUAUACAUUUUUCGACAUCAACCCGAAAUACGAUCAGGUGCGAAUAAAUCAAUUGUAUGAACAAGCCAGAUGGUCGAUUUUAAAUGAAGAAAUUGAGUGUACUGAAGAGGAGUCACUUAUGUUCGCCGCUCUACAGUUUCAAAUAAAUUUUCAAGCGGAUUCACAUUCGUCCAAAUUAGAUGUCGUAGAUUCUGGCAAUGGAGAAAAUGGAACAUACGAUGACAUUGAUUCCGCACUUAAUGAACUGCAAAUUACAUUAGAAGGGCCAAAUGCUACUACAGAAGUGAACAACAUUACAAAAAUUCCAGAAUUAUCAGACUACUUGAAAUUCCUGAAACCUCGUAAAUUUACACUAAGAGGUUAUAAAAGAUAUUUUUUUGCAUAUCGAGAUCUUCAUCUUCAUCUGUACAAAACCGCUGAUGACUCUCGCCGCGGUGCUCCGGAAUUGACUAUAAACUUGCGUGGAUGUGAAGUAACUCCCGAUGUUAAUUUAGCUCAAGGAAAAUUUUCUAUUAAAUUAGAAGUGUCUCCAGAAGGUCAUACCGGCCCAAAUAGCGAAGUGUGGAUCCGCUGUGACACAGAAGAACAAUAUGCCAGAUGGAUGGCCGCUUGUCGAUUAGCAUCAAAAGGGCGUUCUCUUGCUGAUAGUUCAUAUGAAAGUGAAGUGACAAGUAUUCGAUCAUUUCUAAGCAUGCAGAAACCAGUACAAGGAAUUGCUGUUAAUGUAGACCCACGAAGCAUUGAUGCAAAUGACUAUUUAUCUCCCAGGAUGUUGCGCAAAGCAUCUGCAAAAGCAGGUCAACGGAUUUUAGAAGCGCAUGCAAAUGUACGAAAGCUGUCGUUGAUAGAAGCAAAACUUAAAUACAUAGAGGCCUGGCAAUCGUUGCCUGAUUUUGGAGUAACAUUGUUUGUUAUUAAAUUUGAUGGACACAAAAAGGAAGAACUUCUUGGGGUUGCACAUAAUAGAAUCAUGCGGAUGGACCUCAACACUGGUGAUCAUAUUAAAACAUGGCGCUACAACACGAUGAAAGCCUGGAAUGUUAACUGGGGUAUUAAAUGUAUGAUGAUCCAAUUUCAUGAUGAAACAGUUGUAUUCUCAUGUCAGUCAGCCGAUUGCAAAGUUGUUCACGAAUUUAUUGGUGGAUAUAUAUUUAUGUCAAUGCGAUCAAAAGAAAAUAACCAAACUUUAAAUGAAGAACUUUUCCAUAAACUAACCGGGGGAUGGGCAUAAAAUAAAUAUGCAGGCUUCGUCCAGUAUUUCGUACGCUUGAUACUCAUACAUAACAAAAAUUUCAUAGUCCAUUAAAAAGGACUCUAAAUACUUAUAACAUUAUGGUUGUUUUUUAAUGUCGUGCAAAACCUUUUUUGUGGAAUAAUUUAUAAAAUAUGAUUUCAUUUUUAACAAAUAAGUGGUCAAUAAAUUUAAAAAUUUUUAAAAACGAAUUAAUAUACAUAUGUAUAACCAUGAUAUCAUUUCAAUCGUUAUACUGGAUUGAACUGCAUUUAAUCAAGAAAAGCCUGUCUGAAACGUUCAAAAUUAUUAGAAAGUAAGAUAUUAAGCCAAACUAAUUACACUAGGUAUUCGUAAUGUUCUUUCUGAUGUACCUUACAUUUAUUUUUUAUAUAAAGGUAUUAUCCAUUUUUAUAACUAUACUAUUAACAUUUUACCAGUUUUAACAAAUUAUACUAUUCUGUAAAAUGUGUAAACAAAAGUAUGUAUUUGUAUAUUUUUCUAAUUAUCUAAACAAAGUACAUAAACUGUUAAAUGUACUAAAUGUCUUUAAGUUUUAUUCUAAUUAACAAUUGUAUUGUUAACAUGACGGUGCCUUAUUCACAAGUAGCCUAACGUCAAAUAUUACAACUUAUUUGUUUAGAGCAGGCUAAUUUCCCAUCAAAAAAUAUUAAAUUUUAUAUAAAAGUUUCAUUUAUAUAUGCAAUUAUGUUAUGCCCGAAUAAUGGAAUUGAAAUAUUGCUAUGCCGAAUUAUAUAGUCGUUUUGAAAUGUUUAGCUAUGAGACAAAAAGAAUUAAAAAAAUAGUAAAUGUAACUAAUUGGAUAUAAACAAGAUUACAUCCAUCAAUUUAAGAGGAAAUGAUAUUGCGAGGUGUGCAGUUGAAAUACAAAACAAUAGCUAAAUAAUAAACAUGGUCUUUAUUGUAAAAUUAUCCACAAUAAGAAUGCUUUUAAAUUUUUGACUGGUGAAUUUUUAGUGAAAAAUGUUUGAAUCUGAAUAAAUAUUCAAUAUUACAAACAAAUACCAAGUAAAAAUAAAUUAUGUACUAUUUAUGUUUAUUUAAUACCAAUUUGUGCAUUAACAAAUAAAUAAUUUUAAAAUACUGUAUUCUGGUAAUGUAUCGCACCAAUCAAUCAGACAUUAGGAGGAAAAAGUAAUAAUAGUACUCGAUUGGAUAUAAAAAUUGAUUUAAACUUAAAAUAAUCAUUGCCGAUAUUGAAAUUUUGAAACAAUUUCCUCUAGAAGGGAGAUGGAGGUUCGUCAUUCAGUUGGCUGUGAUUGGUAGCCGACAGCCAUGAACCAAGAUUUAUCGUUACAGUUCUGACUGUUAUUAAAAAAAUUUUAAUAAAUGGACAUACAUAAAUAA